This is a messenger RNA of Cynara cardunculus var. scolymus (artichoke), 930 nucleotides long. RefSeq names its product CCG-binding protein 1. Gene Ontology annotation, cellular component: nucleus; cytosol. Gene Ontology annotation, biological process: pollen tube guidance. Lineage: Eukaryota; Viridiplantae; Streptophyta; Magnoliopsida; Asterales; Asteraceae. The transcript has 3 exons. Gene Ontology annotation, molecular function: mediator complex binding. The record is from RefSeq and is a predicted model, not a curated record. Bases 142 to 741 code for a protein of 199 amino acids.
AAUUAAAUAAACAAGCAGUCACUUUAGUCUUGUUAACAAACAACCAUCCUUAUCCAACCUGCUUCCCGCUUCAAUUCCUAUAUCUUCCACAAUACCGUCUCUAUUACAACUCCGAAAAUUGCAGCGACGACGACGGUCAUCAUGAUGAUGAGAUCAAUGCCUUCUCAAACUCCUCACGUUAGCUAUCGGCGGUUAGCUCCGACGAAGAUCUAUUGUUCUUCCAGAAGCAACUCGUAUAUACCUAAACUUGAAGCUUUUAGCCGAAGUAAGAUUGAUAGAAUCGUUAAAGAUCCUCCUUUGAUAGAAAAAACCGAAAACGAUCUAGCAGAUUAUUGUUCAACACUGGAAGGAGAUUCAUCGUACAGCUGCUGGAGAGCCUACUUCGAGCUCAAAGAACUCCAGAAAGAAGCGCCAAAGGAAGAGGUGGAGAAAGUGAUAUUAGAAUCAGGAGGAAUAAAAUCUCUGAUUGGAUGCUUACAUGGCAUCUCUGAAAUUCACAAGACAAAAAAGCAAAUGCAGCAACGAAAUGGAUCCAAAUCAAGUAGUAAUUCGGAUUCAGAUAACAUAACAUCAAGAGCAAGGAGAGAAUGUCCUCUGCCGGAUGGUAUACCAAAGAGCUGGGAGGAGAUGGAAGAAGAGGAAAAUUGGAAGAUGCCGGACUCCUCUUUCACCCAAUUGCUCCGAUCAAAAGGCAAGUUUCCAGCUUGGUACUCCCCUUCCCCUGAUCACGAAACCGAUUGAUAUCUGUUAAUUAAUUUACUUAUGUGAUAUCCUUGUUAAUUAGUUCCUUCUUUGUUUCCUCUGGUUUUGCUUUUUGCUUUUGCAUGUACAUAUCUUUUUGCAAGUUAAUUUGAUGAUGUAUAUAUUAUAGGGAUGCCUGUUCUAAUUAAUCGUUAGCACACUCAUUGAAAUCGAAAGAUUGUCUUAGAU